Molecule: messenger RNA, 1308 nt
Organism: Protobothrops mucrosquamatus (brown spotted pit viper)
Lineage: Eukaryota; Metazoa; Chordata; Lepidosauria; Squamata; Viperidae
Gene: PSRC1
Product: proline and serine rich coiled-coil 1
Exons: 7
Coding region: 1-1308 (435 amino acids)
Cellular component (GO): microtubule cytoskeleton
Molecular function (GO): microtubule binding
Source: RefSeq, a predicted model, not a curated record
AUGGAAUCAUCGAAGGAUAUAAAAUUUAUUGCUGAUGAGACACUGGAUUUUGAACUGUUUUCUCCUUUGGAUGGACAAGAGGGAGAGUCUAUAACUUGUCCCCUUGAACUCAAUGACAAGAGUGUGGAACAAGCAGUUGAGCUGAACAUCUUGUUGGAGAAGAAUGAUGGAAGGGCCAGAGAGCCAAUUCUCCAGUGGAGUCCCCUGACUCCAAUGAAGCUGGAGGAGGUCAUGAAAGAAGCUAACUUGCUGGCUAUGCAGCUUAAGAAAUGUCAGCUCCUGGAAAAGCAGAAUAUCAGUUCUGAAACAAAGCUUGAGACGGUUCUAGAACAUGAGCUUUUACCCCCAAUCAGAUUCUUGUGCGCAGAGACUGAGAUUCCCCAGAACUCCCGGAGAAAGACUUUCAAUGUGAAAAACAGUCCUCUGAAAGCUCUGCUCCCAACAGUGGAACCAGUUUCCUGCUUGGCUCAAGGUUCCCCCAAAGCUCUGCUUUCCAAAGGUAGAAGUCCUUCUUCCCACCUGGUGGACUUGACUAAUCCCAGAAGACUCCAAAAUACAUCUUAUGUGUGCAGCACUGAUGUUCCCCAAGCUAAGCUCUCUGAACCCAAGGCCUUGGUGACAAUGACAUCUGGCAAUAAAAAGCUUCAGGCAACUAUCAGGAACAGCAGGACAGAUAAAGCACUUGUCCUCCCCACUACCACAAAAGGCCAGGAGCCAUUGCUGCAUUUGAAACCUCUCCCUCAAACCAGCAUAAGGAAAAUGCUGAGGAAGACAGAAGCUUCUGCUAAAAAUGUUUCUGAUCAAGGCUCACAGGUUUCCUCUAACAAAGAGACAGUGCUUGCUGCACAAGUGAAAAAAAAGCCAACUCCUCAGUUGCGUCUCUUGCGGACCAGCCCUGUGAAAAAAAUUCCAGUUGCUCCAGAAAAGAGGGUACCUCUCCAGAAGACAAAUGCAAGUCAGGUGAAAACUAUGAGAGGCAUUGGUCCCAAAACACAAGCCAUCUCCAAGCCUCGUGGUAGUUCUUGUCAGAUUCAAACAAGACACACUGCCACAUCUGCAAUGGCAAGCCAACUUCCAGUGCCAAAACCAAUCAAUCAUACUGCUGCUGUUUUAGGCAGGUAUGCCGUUCCUGGGAAAUCCAGCCAGUUUAAACCACUGAGUUCAGAAACAUCUGGUGGGCAAAGAUCCAUUAAACCAACUGCUGUGGUUGGGAAGAAAGCUGCAUGUCAGAAGCCAGUCUCACCUGGCACUUUUCAGAACAGCAGGAUGAGACUGCCAAAGACGACAACUUCUAGCAGUUCAAAAUGA